AUGGAAGUGGAGACCGGAAUCGAUGGGGAUAUCAGCAAUGCUCAGAAGCAGCUUGGCGGCCGGGUGACCGCCACCUACAGAAAGAUCUCCAAGACGGCCGGUUCGAGACCGCGAAUGAUUAGCGACGCCGUUCGUCAUGAUUUAAUGGAUGGAAUCGGGCAUUUCAUCUCACAGGGUAGCAUGAGCUUCUCGAGUUUCCGCGACGUGUGGCAGAGCCGGAAGCUGUCCGUCCUGCACUUCGCGGUGCCCAGAAGGGUCAACGAGAGCGCUUUGCUCCAGCUGUCCUUCUCGGUGGCCCUCGACCUUCUUAUGAAGGACGACGAACACAACGCGGUGGAGGACGAGAUGGACCCGGAUGGCGAAGAGGAUGAGGAUGAUGAGGAGGAGGAGGAGGAGGAGGGGGGCGGCAGGGCCAUGCAGCCUCCUCACCGCAAGAGAGCCGCGGCCGGCGGCCGCGGCCGCGGUCGGGGUGGCCGGAGCAACACCGAUGCCCGGGGCGGCGGCGACACGCAGCAAGCGGCCGCGAAAGCCCGUGCUGGAAGCGGUCGGGGCCACGGCGGUGACGCAGCAAACGGCAGUGGCGGUCCUAGCAGCAGUGGCGACGGUAGCGGUGCCGCGUCGUCUCCUACUGCCACGCCGGUUGAUCCACCACCGACCCUGCCGGCCCUCGAGACCGGGCCGGGGUCCCUCCCGUUCCAGAUCGGCGCCCUGUAUGCGCUGUACUGCCUUCACGGGACUCAGCUGUUCAGCUCCGCCCCGAUGCCCAUCCGGGUGUCGUCGGAGGCCAUGCUGGCGCUGUCGCGCCUCCGGUGGCGUCUAAAGGCGGCUGGCCCGCAAGCUCUGGACGCCCUGGCCGUGCUCUCGCGCCUUGUUCUUGGCGAUGGUUGUAACCCCGGCGGUGGCGAUGGCGUUGGCGAUGGUGGUGGGGGCGGCGGCGACGGCGGCGGUGGUGGUGGUCGCGGGGCCGGCACGAGAGGUGGCAGUGCGCUGCAGGCCGCCGCGUACACGGGGCCGUGUUCCCUCGCGUUCGUGGAGUCCAACAUCUCGACCACCUCGAUGACAUCGAAAGCGCAAGCUCAGGAGGUGGAGACCAAAUCGAGAGAGGUGGAAGCGGCCAUGGCAAAGGAGGCAAGGGCGGCGGCGAGGGCGAGAACGGCCCUUGAGGGGGAAAUGUCCACGGGGACCCCACCCUCGGGAGCCGCGCAGACGUCGAGCUGGGGGCCGAGGGCGAGGGUGGAAGCAGCGGUCGAGGCUGUUUCCGAGCAGAUCAAGGGUUUGUCGUCAACAUACAGGGAGUACGCCGCCGCUCUAGCAGAGGCACGUGUCCCGACCAUUACCACCGCCGGCACGUCCCCCGCCGAUGACGACGACAGCAGUGACGACAACGGCAGCACCAUGGACGACGCAGGUAACAGCAACACCGUUGGAGGUCAUACGGCGGGACGGAGCGAGUGGUUUGGGCGAGACCUCGAGGCCAUCCUCGAUCGCACCCGGCGGAAAAAGCCGUUUCUCGAUCCGCACGGGCUGAAGGAGCUCGCCCUGCAUCCGCCGCCGCCGCCGCCACCGCCGCCGCCGCCGCCGCAUCUAGAAGCGGAUUGUGCCACAUCGGAGUCACCAUCUCACCCGCCCGCGUUCAGAGCGUUGCCUUUGCCGGUGCUCCCAGAGACCCUGCACAAAUUAGGGUGGCGUGUCGGGAAGACGGCCAGAACGUCAGUGGUAAGCGCAAAGGAGGAAGCGCGGUCAAGCAUGAAGGCGCGCUCGAAAGCGAAACGGAACGGUGGUGUUGGCGGCGGCGGCGGCGGCGGCGGCGGCGGCGGCGGCGGCGGUAAGAAGAAGGCCUCUCAGGGCUCGAUGGUCGCGUCCGGCGUACGUGACAACAUUAGGCUCCUUCAGAUGGAGCUGAAUGCCGGGACAGACGAGGAGAGUGACGACAGCAGCAGCAACAGCAGCAGUGGAGAAAGGGAACCUGCGAGGGAGGGGGGUGUGGGGUCAGGGCAGGAGGGAGAAGAAGUAGACGAGUGCAUGAGCGAUGAAAACUACGGGUUGCCCUCAGGAGUACAGUCGAGAGUAACGACCGGGAGGGGGCCCCCCCGUGGCGGUGCUGGUUCCGCUAAGUGCGCGACGUUUGGGCUCCCCUCCGCUCCCGGGGUUCCACGGUCGGCGGCGGAGAAAAAGGUACCAACACGCGCUCGAAAGCGCGUCGACAUUGGCAGCAGCAGCAGCAGCAGCAGUAGCGACAGCGACAGCGGUAGCGGUAGUAGUGGGGGCGAAGAUGAAGAGGGAAGCAGCAAGGCCGAGGUGUCAGACGGUGGUGAGGACAACCUUAGGGACAGCAGCGAUGGUGGUGGCGGUGGCGUUCCCGACGCGGCGUCACGCCGCGGGCUCUCCUCCACACCCCGAGCGCCACGCCACGGCCGCAGUCACCUGAGCAGCAGGAGGCCGCAAGCUUCCGCCCCCCGACAGCCGGGGGCGGAGGAGCAAGUUCAAGAAGAGGUAGUUGUAGAAGACCGCGGUCGUGGGCGUCCCUGUAAGCAUCCCGUGGUGAAAGGACCGGCUAGUGGUGGCAGCGGUCGAUCACGCGGUGGGACUGGAGCGGGAGCGGGGGGGCGGGGGCGCGGUGGCGACGGCGGCAGAGGACGGGGGCGAGGCAAAGGCAGGGAGGGCAGGGAGGAGGAGGAGGAGGAGGAGAAGGAUGUAUCGCCGCGUGGGAGAAAGCGUCCGGCGGACAGCAUCUCGGACGCUAAGGCGGGCGCUAGGAAGGGAAAGAAAAUCGCACAAGGAACGGGGUGGCAGCCCUCCUCCCACGGCGAGGGUACGAGGACCGCUACCGCCUCCGCCGAGCUCGAAACCAGCGCCGCGGCCACAACGACAACACCGCCGGCAGCUGUGGGCGCCGCUGCAAAGAACAGAGAGACAGCGGGGACGGGUACCUCACCCUUGCCAGGCGACGCCAGCUCGUCAUCAUCAGGACGUUCACACCUUCGUGUAUCGUCUGGUCGCAAUGAUCCCGCUCCCGGUUCUCCCCCCGGUGAACUCUCCAAGGCAAGUGCGGCCGGUACCCGACCCUCCUCGUCGGUUCCUGAGGCGUCGGCAGCGGCGUCGCCGUUGGCGGCGGGCGGCGCGGCGGGGGGGGGUGGAGCAAGAGCAAGCGCGGCCACCGCUGGCGGUGGGGGGGGAGGGUUCGAUGCGACCGCGAGCAUGGACGCGGGCGUCGGUGAUACCAGCAGCGAUUGGAGCUCGGACGAUGACGCUUCCGCUGGAGCAGGAGGCCCCGGCCGGAAUGUGAGAGACGUAUCGAUGUAUGCACACAACCCGCGAAAGCACAUGCGGUGUGAAUCCCACCAUGAACGGCGCGUCAGGACAUUACCGGAGGGUCUGGCAACACCGCCGGGAGCCGUACAGCUCCUCCUCCUCCUUGCCCCGCUCGUACCCCUGGUGGUGCGACUCGCGCAUCUGCCGCUAACGCUGCAGUUGGGGAUGGUGCCUCCUCCUCUGCUUCGUCGAGCAGAACCGAAGCUGAAGUACCAGCCGUCUCUAGUGCGUCUGCCGCUGCCGAGACCAACAGCGGUGCGGCGGGGGGACAGGAGAUGGGCGAAACUUCUAGCGACAGUGAUGACGGCUAAGUGCGGGGGAACAUAUAUUCGCGCGCCUGUGUGGGAAUUUUCGCCGCCGGGCUAG
Messenger RNA from Ectocarpus sp. CCAP 1310/34, 3678 nucleotides. The record is from the annotation of a GenBank genome assembly. NCBI's taxonomy places the organism in Eukaryota, Phaeophyceae, Ectocarpales, Ectocarpaceae.